This is a messenger RNA of Hypoxylon trugodes, 722 nucleotides long. RefSeq lists its product as uncharacterized. The record is from RefSeq and is a predicted model, not a curated record. The transcript is spliced from 3 exons. Lineage: Eukaryota; Fungi; Ascomycota; Sordariomycetes; Xylariales; Hypoxylaceae. The coding region runs from base 61 to 423 and encodes 120 amino acids.
GAGCCUUACUGCUGCUUUCGCCGUCAAUGGGAUGACGUCUGGUGUAUCAUAACUGCGAAAAUGCUAUCUAGGAUGUCUCUCAGUGAACGAGCCGUUCCCAUUUCAGCGCUUGCUAGGCAAUGUUUCAUCUCAUUCGAACGGUGUCUUCGAGGCACUUCGGCUAUCGACCCCCAACGAUAUUCGACUGUCGAGGAUCAAAUGGCACGUUUCUCCAUCUGGACUUCCAAUAUGGCGGUUUUCGCCAAUGGAAAAGCAUGCAUAAACCAUCGUGUCCGAGAAGCGCCCGAAAUUCUGCGAUUAAUUCUGGGAAUAUUAGAAGUUCUCCAAGGACGAUUAGAAGAGUAUCCAUCUCAUCGAACGUCUCACAGCUACGGAUGUCUCCAUCGAGAAGAGAUUCUCAGCCCUGGCUCUGGGCGAUUUUGAGCGGAAUGCUAGCGCAAUAGGCUCUCAAGUUGAUCUACUUCAUGACCUAUCAAAAUACUAUUCGCAAAGCAAGCAAGGAAUCACAAAAUAUUAGGGCGAACACUUCCUUCCGGAUAAAGGAUGAAGAGGGAAAUGACAUGGAGGAUAUUCUAAAAACAUAUUUUACCAAUAAUAUCCGGGACUGCUUCCCGGAAAGUACUGAUUCGAUCCAGGACCGACUUGCCGCCACGAUGAUAUUAAGGCGGAAGAGGAUACUUUACAGGCGUUCUCGCUAUGCAAUGAAUCCUAUCAGGCCAAGC